AAAAUCGAUCGUCCGGCCCGGCGUCCCCAUUACCAAAUAACCCUAGGCUAGGGCUUUUUGUAUAAAUAACAGUAAAUAGAUACUAGGCGUCGACGGCGAAACACUUUCCAAUUUUCAGCUCUAUUGUGCCGAUCAGCGUCUGCGAUUUCAGGUAACUUUUCAAGGGAGUGAAGCAUGAGGAGGUAUAGCCCAGCAUACUAUAGUCCUCCAAGGAGGGGGUAUGGAGGUCGACCUAGGAGCCCUCCAAGAAGGGGAUAUGGAGGUGGUGGAAGGCAUAGGGAACAGAAUCAUGGGAGCCUCUUGGUUCGAAAUAUUCCUCUAGAUUGCAGGCCAGAAGAACUUCGAGCUCCAUUUGAAAGAUUUGGACUAGUCAGAGAUGUAUAUCUUCCAAAGGACUAUUAUACAGGGGAACCUCGUGGUUUUGCAUUUGUUCAGUUUGUGGAUCCUUAUGAUGCUGCAGAGGCUCAGUACCACAUGGAUGGGAAGGUUUUUGCUGGGAGGCAGAUAUCUGUGGUUGUUGCAGCUGAGACGAGGAAAAGACCUGAGGAUAUGAGACGAAAAACUAGGGUCAGGGGACCAUCUGGUAAUGGAGGAAGGUCAUCGUAUUAUGGACGUUCUCACUCUCGGUCACGGUCGCGCUGUCCUCCAUAUGCAUCAGGUUCCAGAGCCCGUCAUAGAUCAAGGUCCUAUUCCCCUGAUCAACAACGAAGAGAUGAUUAUUCUAUUUCUCCAGAUAGAAGGCAAUCAGGUCACCCUGUUUCUCCAGAUAGAAGGCAAUCAGGUCACCCUAUUUCUCCAGAUAGAAGGCACUCAGAUCACCCUAGGUCUCCAAGAGAACGUGGUGUCCAUCACCGUCGAAGAUCAUAUUCUCCAGGAUAUGAAAAUAUUGCUGGCGAAAAUGGAAACAGCCAUGGCAAGGAACAUUUGAACGAGGCAAAGGAAGCACAAACUCGCUGGAGAUCAUCACCCAGACAAACAUCAAGAUCACCACCUCGGUCUAGGUCUAGAUCUGCUGAUAUAUUGCCCAGGGAUAGCUAAUAAUCUCAAAGCAUCAUGACCAUGCAUUCUUCGUUUUGCUUCGAGUAGAUCUAUUGAUGAAUGUUAGCUUUUGGUUUUGAAGAAUGCAAACUCUUAUUCUUGCCAUUAUUGUUCUGGUUAUUAUACUUUGUAGACAAAUCAACUGCCAUUGGAGGGUUUUGAAUUUCAUAUCCUUUCUGUAAUAUAAUAAUUAUUGUCUGUAGGGAAAUUUUAUGGUAUUGAAUAUUGAUUAGCAUGUGAGUUAUUGGGAACAA
This is a messenger RNA of Ipomoea triloba (trilobed morning glory), 1292 nucleotides long. Its product is annotated as serine/arginine-rich SC35-like splicing factor SCL30. Lineage: Eukaryota; Viridiplantae; Streptophyta; Magnoliopsida; Solanales; Convolvulaceae. The transcript has 8 exons. Gene Ontology annotation, molecular function: RNA binding. Gene Ontology annotation, cellular component: nuclear speck; cytoplasm. Gene Ontology annotation, biological process: mRNA splicing, via spliceosome. The record is from RefSeq and is a predicted model, not a curated record. The coding region runs from base 175 to 1038 and encodes 287 amino acids.